This is a messenger RNA of Acanthisitta chloris (rifleman), 391 nucleotides long. Its product is annotated as sterol 26-hydroxylase, mitochondrial-like. Gene Ontology annotation, molecular function: heme binding; oxidoreductase activity, acting on paired donors, with incorporation or reduction of molecular oxygen; monooxygenase activity. The transcript is spliced from 2 exons. NCBI's taxonomy places the organism in Eukaryota, Metazoa, Chordata, Aves, Passeriformes, Acanthisittidae. Gene Ontology annotation, biological process: cortisol metabolic process; C21-steroid hormone biosynthetic process; cholesterol metabolic process. Gene Ontology annotation, cellular component: mitochondrial inner membrane. The record is from RefSeq and is a predicted model, not a curated record. The annotation marks the transcript as partial.
CAAAAACACACUCAGGAAUAUGGAAAGAUCUUCAAGUCUCACUUUGGUCCCCAGUUUGUUGUAUCCAUUGCAGAUCGAGACAUGGUUGCUCAAGUCCUCCGAGCAGAAGGUAGAGCACCACAAAGAGCUAACAUGGAAUCCUGGCAGGAGUACAGAGACUUACGAGGGAGAGCUACAGGGCUUAUUUCUGCGGAGGGGGAACAGUGGCUAAAAAUGAGAAGUGUACUGAGGCAAAAAAUUCUGAAACCCAGAGAUGUGGCUGUUUACUCAGAAGGAGUCAAUGAAGUUAUCACAGACUUAAUUAAAAGAAUCCACACCAUGAGGAGUCAAGAGGAGGAUGGGGAGACAGUGAGCAAUGUUAACAACCUUUUCUUCAAGUAUUCAAUGGAAG